AUGAGUUGGCGGGUUGAUGGACGUGUUGCAAAACAAAAUGGGCGAGCCAAAUCUGUGGAUAAGUCAGGUUUAUUUUUUUUUUUGAGUUCAAAAAAUGUAUCAAUUGUCUAGCUAUGAAUGAAAACGGAUUAACGAAAAUUUGAAUUGAACUAGGUUCAAAUUGAGUGCAGACAAAAAAUUGUAUAUGUACCCAAAUCAAUUUCCUCAUUCAUUUUUCCACACACACACACACACAUACACGAAUGAGAAUUUUUCCAAGCUUCGAAUGUGUCUCUGAAAAUUCUAAUAAUAAAAUCUGACGCAGACUAAUUCAAUUCUAGUGCACUUUUACACCUGUUUCGAAAUUUAUUUUCAGGAAAGCUACCACCUGCAAUAACACAAGAAUCACGCGAACGUGCCGAAGCAUUGCGAAAGGUGAGAAAAAUUUUUUUAAAAAUAUAAGAUGAGAUGAGAGAAAAAUUGAAUCAUCAUCAUGAAUAAUUUUCAGGCUUAUGAACGUCCCAGAACAGCAUUUCGCAAUAAUCGGCCAGAUACUGGAAGUGAGUUUUAGAGAAAAUGGGGGGGGGGGGGGAGGGAAUAGACCAACCUUGAAGAAUCUUGGUUACGCUUUCAGUCAUCCGAAAGUUAGCGUAAGUGACCGGAGAAGCGUUUCAAACGUAGCGACCAAAAUGGGCUAACUCUUUUGCCUAGCCGCUAUCUUCACAAUUAAUUUCUGGCUUCAUAAAAAAAAUCCCUUGAGGGCUUCAUAAAAAAAAUCCCUUGAACCAUGAGUCACCCUAACACACUUUUUUUUCAGAUAUUCCUAGCCUGCCAGGGUUUAUCAGCCGAUCAAAUAGUGCCAAACGUGCAUCAACAGCAUAUUCAAAAAAUAUGAAAAGAUCACAAUCAGAAUCAAGAAAUCUUUUGAAAAUGAUUGAUUAUGGGAGGUCUCCGAGCAAAGAAAAACUCAAUGAUUUGCGAGAUGAAUUACAUGAUGCGAAAAAGAAAAUGAUGACAAUGGAAGUUGAGAAAAAACGAAUACAAACACAAAUGCAUCGAGUUUUGAGAGAUUCAGAGAAACGAGAGAAAUAUUUGGAACGUCUAGUAACGUCUAAGGUUAGCGAAGUUUUAUUUUCUCAGAUUUUCAAACUUUAUUUUGAAAAAAAAUUAUUUUUCAGUUCCAACCAGCUGAAUUGAACGACACACAUAUGGCUAGAACUCUAACUGCAAUUCAACGAAAUGAAAUUAAUCGAGAACAUAUCAUUCGAAUGCAAGCCAAGGAGUUAGAGUAAGUGUUCUUUUCAAAAAAUAAUUGACCUUUUUAACCGGAAGUAAACCUCUAUUGAAGUGCAAUUUUUAAACAGAGUUCCUUUGAAAGAAAAACUAUAUAAAAAUACAUUUUCUACAUUUUCAGGGCUCUGAAGAAAUCUCUUGCUGAAUCAAAGAGCCUAGAAGCCCGCGCGAGUUCAAGCAAUGAAGAUGAGUCAGAAUCUGACAUGACAGAACAAUCGGAUUAUCCUGAAGGUAUUUUUUUCUACAUAAAAAGUAGUUCUAAAAAUAAAAAUGAAAUUUUUUCAGAACCAGAACAAAUAAAAUCGAAUGGAAUAUUGAAAAAGAUACAAGAAAAUCCGUUGAAAUUGGAGAAAAAUAACAAUAUGACACCACCGCCAAUUGAAAAUGUCAAAAAAGAAAAAGAGAAGGAAAAAGAGAAAAGCAUUGACUCGGAAAAAGUGCGCAAAAAAUUAGAGUAUGUUUCAGUCGCACGUUUAUCGAUUCGAUUAACCCAAGUUUUUUUUUCAGAUUAGCAAAAGCCUAUGCUGAUCAAAACGCUAAAUUGAAAGAAAGGUUGAGAGAAUUGAAGCAAAAUUAUAUAACUGCUCAACAGAAAAAUAAAGAAAAGGAGAAUAGUUUGAAAAAACUUUCUAGCAAUCACUUGGAAGGUUAGUUUUAUUGGUGCUGGAUUGUUUUUAUAUAUGUUUUCUUUACAGAAAACAAAAAAGUGACAAUGCAAAGUCAAGAACUUGUCUCAACUGUUGAACAACUGAAAAACGAAAAUGUGACGCUGAAACAAGAGAAAAAUGUGACAAAGGAGCAAAUUGAAGAAUUAACGCAAGAGUUACGUGAAGCUUAUGGAGAAAUUGAUGCGCUAAAGUGAGUUUAUUGAUUUUUUAAUCCAAAGUUGGACCGGCAAAUUUUUGAGAAAAUUGUUUUUUUUUAUCAAUCACAAAAAAACCGUCAUUGAAACACCUCUUGUGAUCCUUUCUAACAACCUAUUUCAGAAUGGAAAACGAACAUUUACACGAUUUGAUUCUCGAUCUCGAAUCAAGGUAUGGAGCAGCUUCAAAACCAGUUCAACUCGUAGAUCCAAUACCAUUGAAAAAAGAGAUUCAGUAAGCUAUAAUGUUGUUUGGUAUUGAUUUGUGUUUUCUUCCGAUUUUUUCAGUAUUCCGAAAUUGAAUAUGAAUUUGAUUGAUUCCAGAGAUGAAAGUUCAAUUCUUUCCGAUUCAUCAGCCAGAAGUCGAGCUUCGAUAACAAAUGUAAGGGAGAACCUGGGAAUUAGAAAAAAUUGACUAAAAUUUUCAGAUUGAUCAAACUGCAUUGGCAAGUGCACUUGCUGAAAUACUUGGAGCACAUGCUGAAAGAAUUUGUAUUGCCAGUCGAACUUAUUAG
This is a messenger RNA of Caenorhabditis angaria, 2649 nucleotides long. The record is from the annotation of a GenBank genome assembly. Lineage: Eukaryota; Metazoa; Nematoda; Chromadorea; Rhabditida; Rhabditidae.